Messenger RNA from Vicugna pacos (alpaca), 768 nucleotides. It is a transcript of the gene C21H1orf105, whose product is annotated as chromosome 21 C1orf105 homolog. Lineage: Eukaryota; Metazoa; Chordata; Mammalia; Artiodactyla; Camelidae. The record is from RefSeq and is a predicted model, not a curated record.
AUGAAGGUUUCUGUUCCAAGAUUUGGCAAGAUUCCCUGGUUUAGUGAGGCCAGCCUCAUCAACAAGCCAUUAGUGUUCAGCCUCCCCAGAAGAUAUCCUCACUCCUCUGCCACCUUUCUGCUUUCAUCCAAGAAGGAUAUGAAUUUGCCAAUUUUAUUCCAAGUUCCGGAUGUCUUCUCUGAGGCCGGGAGGACCCAGAGAGACCCCGUGCUGAUCAGAAACAAGCAGCUGUGCUCCACGUGCCAAGAAAAGAAAAUGGUACGACCAACAACUGUGGUGAUCCCAGAUGACCUGAAACUACCCUUUGCAAAUUUAAUGGGUCGUAGAACGAUGCAUCUUCAUCCACCAAAAGCCCGGGCUCUACCCAAACGUUCUCAUGAUGACAUCCCAACAGAGAGCGUUCACCAUAGACUGCCCAUCCUGGGCCCCAGGACAGCUGUCUUCCAUGGGCUGCUGUCAGAUGCCUUCACAGCUUUGCAGGAGACACAGCUCUCUUCCUUGCCCAGAAAGGGGCCCAUGGACAAGUCAGAGAGGCAGUGAGUGCUCGGAGCUCAUCACCUACCGGACCCUCAGGGAGAAAGCAACCUCACUGAGCCAGUUUCUGACACUAGUGCCUUCUCAUAAUUUCCUCUUAGCAUGAAAAAGAUGACUCAGUGCUGCCUUCCUGACCAUUGCUAGAAUCCUGCCUCUUGCCAUUCUCCUCUGGCUCAUUUCUCCUAGAGACCAAAUGGUUCGUGGCACAUGAUGAUAAAGAUGUGUUGAUUAAAA